Molecule: messenger RNA, 447 nt
Organism: Echinostoma caproni
Lineage: Eukaryota; Metazoa; Platyhelminthes; Trematoda; Plagiorchiida; Echinostomatidae
Source: the annotation of a GenBank genome assembly
GGCGAAUCUGAUCUCGAAAAUGAAGAUCCUAAAGACAAUACGGUGGUCAACGAUCGAGAUGCCCUGAACGAAUGCCUAUUGGACAUGCUCACUCUCUGUCCACGUCUCUCGUUGGUAGCUUUCGGUGGUCAUUGUGUAUACCUAUCUCUACUCACCCUGCUGACUAUGUGUCGUCAGCGCGCUCGGCGUCUGAGUGUCCAAGACGAGUGUGCUGACGAAUUCACACUUCUCAUUCAGCGGGACUGUUGUCAAAUGAUCGGUCCGAGGCCAUCUCACGUACCGGCCACUGUCCAGUUAUGGUAUUCCACAGUUUUGGAAGCCGGUAAAGAUCCGGCACGUCGUGCGCUGGCCGCAGAACGAUGCAUCUCAGCUGCUCUGAGCCAACCGCGUUGGCAUUUUCUAUCCGCUGGUGAAUUUGAAAGUCAGGUGUCUGACUUCUUUGUCUGA